Molecule: messenger RNA, 918 nt
Organism: Talaromyces amestolkiae
Lineage: Eukaryota; Fungi; Ascomycota; Eurotiomycetes; Eurotiales; Trichocomaceae
Exons: 1
Coding region: 1-918 (305 amino acids)
Molecular function (GO): hydrolase activity
Source: RefSeq, a predicted model, not a curated record
AUGACAACAAAAACACGCGUCUGCAUCCUCUCAGACACCCAUACCGAAACCCCUCACCCGGCACCCUUAAUCCACAAACCCUACAGACACCCACUCCCCAAAGCAGACAUCUUCCUCCACGCCGGUGACCUCACCAAAGUCGGCCGUGAAGCAGAACACCAAACCAUCAUAGCCAUGCUGAAACAAGACGUAGACGCAGAACUCAAAAUCGUUAUUGCGGGAAACCAUGAUCUCACGCAUGACAGGAACUAUUAUGCGGAAAGGGGUGGAAGGUGGCAUGGUUCUGCGCGACGAGAGGAUUCAGAGGUGAUUAGAGCUCUGUAUACGAAUCAGUCUGCUAGGGAGGCGGGGAUUGUGUAUAUGGAGGAAGAAGUCCGCACAUUUACACUCAAAAAUGGUGCCAAAGUAACUGUUUAUGCCUCGCCGUAUACGCCUGAAUUCUGUGGAUGGGCUUUUGGGUAUGAGAGGGACGAAGAUCGAUUUAAUCCUAAUACUGCCCCGAUUGCGUCAAGUGUCAAUCAGUGGGUUCCUGAUUUUCCGGGCGUGGAUAUCAUGGUUACGCAUGGUCCGCCAGCUGGUAUAUUGGACAAGAUCAAUUGGGGGCAGAGCGUUGGCUGUGAAAACCUCCUAAAAGCGUGUCGACGCGCAAAGCCGAGGUUGCAUGUCUUUGGGCAUAUUCAUGAGGCGUAUGGUGCUGUACGUCGUGAUUGGAGUAUUGACAAAAAUUCCGAGAUUGAGAAGGAAGAUCGUGAGGUAGUAAUGAACAAUAGACGUCGAUAUAUCGAUGUGUCGAGUGGUGCGGAGGAGCCGCUCAGAUAUGGCGAGGAGACGCUCUUUGUGAAUGCGAGUAUUGUUACGUUAAGUUACAGUGCUGAUAAUGCGCCGUGGGUGGUUGAUUUGGAUUUGCCUGUUGCUUGA